Messenger RNA from Triplophysa dalaica, 4246 nucleotides. It is a transcript of the gene epha8, whose product is annotated as eph receptor A8. The record is from RefSeq and is a predicted model, not a curated record. The coding region runs from base 116 to 3217 and encodes 1033 amino acids. Lineage: Eukaryota; Metazoa; Chordata; Actinopteri; Cypriniformes; Nemacheilidae. The transcript has 17 exons. Gene Ontology annotation, cellular component: neuron projection; plasma membrane. Gene Ontology annotation, biological process: cell surface receptor protein tyrosine kinase signaling pathway; axon guidance; protein phosphorylation. Gene Ontology annotation, molecular function: ATP binding; protein binding; transmembrane-ephrin receptor activity.
ACAGCUCCGAUUCUACACUGGCAGAGAGCGCGAGAGAGGGAGCGAGCGAGGGAGAGGGAGUGAGACAGAGGGAGAGAGAGAGAUUCUCCUCCUGCGCCGGGUCCACAUUUGCACGAUGGCAUCAGACCCGGGGCUGCUGCCCCUCUUAGUGUGGACUAUAUCGAUACAGGUCCUGGGCUCCAGAGGAACGGCCAGCAAUGAAGUGAACCUCCUGGACACAACCAAGGUAUCAGGAGACUGGGGGUGGCUCACGUACCCGUCACAUGGGUGGGAUGCAAUCAACGAGAUGGACGAGUAUUUCAGCCCCAUCCACACGUACCAGGUGUGUAACGUCAUGAGCCCGAGCCAGAACAACUGGCUCAGGACCAACUGGAUCCAGCGAGACGGCGCCCGGCGCAUUUACAUCGAAAUAAAGUUCACGCUGCGAGACUGCAACAGCAUGCCAGGUGUGCUCGGCACCUGCAAGGAGACGUUUAACCUCUACUACUGCGAGACCGACCGCGACAUUGGGACGACCAUCUGGGAGAGUCAGUUUUCCAAGAUCGACACCAUCGCGGCCGACGAGAGCUUCACGAACGUGGAUCUAGGCGUGCGGAGACUUAAGCUCAACACCGAAAUACGCGGCGUGGGACCACUCAGCAAACGCGGGUUCUACUUGGCGUUCCAGGAUAUAGGCGCGUGCAUCGCCGUUGUGUCGGUGCGGGUUUACUACAAACGCUGCGCAGGCAUGGCUCGCAAUCUGGCCAUCUUCACGGACGUGGUGACGGGGGCGGACUCGUCCUCGCUCGUGGAGGUCAGAGGUCAGUGCGUGGACCAUGCGGAAGAAAGAGACACCCCCAAGAUGUACUGCAGCGCCGAGGGGGAGUGGCUUGUUCCUAUUGGGCGGUGCGUGUGCAGCGCUGGGUUUGAGGAGCACAGGGACAACUGUAUUGCCUGUGAGGUGGGUUUCUACAAGCCGGUGGCGGGGGAUCAGCGCUGUGGGAAAUGUCCUCUCCACAGUCACUCAGAGACGAGAGCGGCUGUAACCUGCCCGUGUGAUACAAACUUCUAUCGCUCUUCUACAGACCCGCCUGAUUCUCCCUGCACACGACCUCCGUCAGCUCCUGUAAAUGUCAUAUCGUCUGUGAACGGCACCUCCGUCAGUUUGGAGUGGGGUUCUCCUCUGGACACAGGAGGCCGCAGGGACGUGGUCUACGAUGUGAUGUGUCUAAAAUGUGACAAAGAGGGGACGCAGUGCGAGGAAUGCAAGAGGGUCGGCGCGGGGAGCAACGGGGUAAGCAACAUCCACGGAGCUCCUGGAGAUGCCAGCGCACCAGCUGUGGGAAUGAUUGGAGGAACCGUGAAUGGGGUCUUGGUGGCCCGGACGGGUGUGCUACCUUUGCGCUUUAUCCCUCAGCAGACGGGGCUGACAGAACCGUGGGUCACUGUGUUGAACCUAGCAGCGCACACCAACUACACCUUUCGUAUUGUGGCGCUGAAUGGAGUUACACACCUGAGCAACGAGCUGCCCCAGUCUGUGAUGGUCAACAUCACCACAAAUCAGGCAGCUCCAUCUCAAGUGAUGGCUAUACGUCAAGAGAACGCCAGUCAAAACAGCGUCAAUCUCUUCUGGCACGAACCCGACCAGCCCAACGGAGUUAUUUUAGAAUAUGACAUCAAGUAUUAUGAAAAGGACAAUGAGCAGAUCAGUUAUGCCACGCUGAAGUCGAGGAACACCAGUGCUAAAGUGUCAGGGCUGAAGCCCGGCACCAGCUACAUCUUCCAGAUACGAGCCCGAACCUCGGCCGGCUGUGGACGAUUCAGUCAGUCGGUGGAGAUACAGACGGGCAAAGCGAUUCCCCGCCGAUACACCAACACGACGAUCUUGUGGAUCUGCAUGGUGUCAAUAACAGGACUCCUGACAUUUCUGGCGGUUGUCAUCUGCAGAAAACGGCAAGAGGAGAACUUUGAAUUACGCUGUGGAUACAGUAAAGCUUUCCAAGACUCCGACGAGGAGAAGAUGCACUACCAAAACGGCCACGUAUCAUUUCCAGAAGCCAGAUUUUAUAUUGAUCCCCACACAUAUGAGGACCCCUGCCAGGCCGUCCACGAGUUUGCCAGAGAAAUCGAAGCGUCCAGGAUCAAAAUAGAGAAAAUCAUUGGUUCAGGAGAGUUUGGUGAAGUGUGCUACGGCCGGAUGAAGCUGCCGGGUAAACGUGAUGUUCCAGUGGCCCUGAAGACGCUUAAAGCCGGUUACACUGAGAAACAGAGGAGAGAUUUUCUCAGCGAGGCCAGCAUCAUGGCACAGUUCGACCAUCCUAACGUCAUCCAUCUGGAGGGGGUUGUUACUCGCAGCAAACCGGUAAUGAUCAUCACGGAGUACAUGGAGAACGGCUCCCUGGACUCUUUCUUGAGGAGACACGACGGUCAGUUCACUAUUAUUCAGCUGGUGGGGAUUCUCCGUGGCAUCGCGGCUGGCAUGACGUACCUGUCUGAUCUGGGAUACGUCCAUCGCGACCUGGCUGCCAGGAAUGUUCUGGUCAACAGUAAUCUAAUGUGCAAGAUCUCCGAUUUCGGUUUGUCACGUGUUUUAGAAGACGACCCGGAUGCUGCCUACACUACGAGUGGUGGAAAGAUUCCCAUCCGCUGGACGGCCCCGGAGGCCAUCGCCUAUCGAAAGUUCUCCUCCUCCAGUGACGUGUGGAGUUAUGGAGUGGUGAUGUGGGAAGUGAUGUCAUAUGGAGAACGGCCAUAUUGGAACUUGACCAACAGAGAUGUGAUUAAGUCCGUAGAGGAGGGAUACAGACUUCCUGCCCCCAUGGCCUGCCCGGGUGCCCUUCAUACGCUCAUGCUGGACUGCUGGCAGAAAGAUCGCAACGAAAGACCCAGAUUCUGCCAGAUCGUCACAGUCCUGGACAAGCUGAUCCGGAACCCCGAGAACCUCAAGUCGCUGGACACAUUGUGCAGACUAAACAGUCCUUUGAUGAACAGAAGUAUUCCUGAUUUCACCAGCUGCCGGUCGGUGAAUGAGUGGCUGGACACCAUUAAGAUGGGCCGUUAUAAGGACCGCUUCGCCGCGGGGGGCUACCUGACUUUGGGGCAUGUGAUGAGCAUGAAUCAACAUGACAUGCAGAGGUUGGGUGUGACAUUAAUGGGUCAUCAGAAGAAGAUCAUGACCAGUGUCCAGGUGAUGAGAGUCCAGAUACUCAACCAGAGCGUCCCGUCAGUGCACAUAUAAUCACGGACCAUUCCAAAAUAUAAAGACACAUUGAUCUGAUAUGUGUUUGAGUCUUGUGUAUGAACUUCAGCUGAAGGGGAACCAUGCGUGGACUAUAUACUGAGAAACACGGCUGGUUUUGUUCUUCGACGAGACCUUCUGCAAUUUUCUCUUUUACCUUCUUUUGUAAAUGUAUGGACUGCCUUAAAUGACACAAUUUAUUUAAAUAUUGUUGUACAUGGAUACAGAUUUUAUGAAUAAUAGAGUCAUGCGUAUGUAAGGAACUGGACCUAAUGAAUAUUAAAGAGUUGGAAAUUAAUAUGAAUAGUGUAAAUGUUUUGCCACACAUACAAUAGCACCUCAAUGGCAUGGAUGAAACGACUGCCUCAAACGCAAAAGAAAACAAGACACAAAGAUUAAAUUAAUGAAGAACACAAUGAGAACAACUAUACAAAAGUGAUGACAAACCAAGACACUCAAGAGGAAUGUUUGGGCUCUUGACAACAGCUGCGUUAUGCACACAAAUAUGGACGAACACUGAAUUAGUGUCUGUUUGUACGAAGGGAUAAAGAUAAUUAUGUAUGUCAUGUGUUUGAUUAAACGGCCAAAAACUCAACCUGCUGUUAUUUAUUGCUUACGAACAGCAUUUUUCCUGUGGAUCCCUAUGGGAAAGGGAGAAGAAGAUUCGUGUAAAUGCUGGUCUAUGGAAAAUAACAAAAACUUGAGAGAUCUGUCGCAAAUUAAAUCUGUGUUUUUUUAAGUUACAGCUUGGCAGGCUUUUAAAUAUUCAUUUUUGCCUUGAGAAAAUGUUAAGCUCUCAUAAACUUGGGAGUCUUGAGGUUUAUAAAUGCGCCUGUAAAGGUGGGAAUGACAAAUCCGAACAUGCCAUAUUCCCCUCAUUUAGUUUCCUAUCGUGCACAAUUCAUCUGUUUAUUAAAAUGUUUGUCCUUUUAUCGAGAUGCAAUUUCCAGCUUUCAGUUACACAAACAUGUCAUCACAGAAGUACAGAAAAUUUCAUUCAUGUUGAAUUAAAAAUGUUUUAAAUGCUGG